AUGGCGGAGGCCGCCGUGGAGAGGGGGCCGCUCCUGGAGCAGGACGGCCCAGCGCCCGCCCGCGGCUCCGCAGCCGCAGGGGGCGGCCGGGCGAGCAGGGCGCGGCGGGCGGGCGCCGCGCUGCUGGCGGUCGGCGGGUUGGCGGCGGCCCUCGGGCUCGCGGCGUCGCAGCCGGGCUGGCCGCGCCCGCGCGGCGUGGGGGCGGCGGCCAGCACCGUGGGGCUGAGCGCCGAGGACGCAGAGGACCCGGGACGCACGGCGCGCAUCGCGCGCCUGCAAGACAUGGGGGCCCACCGGUGGGGUGUGAACAUCCACUUCACGGGCUCCAACCCCACGCGGAUGGCGGCGCUGGCAAAGGCCUUCAAGGUCAUUCGGAUCGACAUGUUUUGGCACCACGUGGAGUCUUCCAAGGGGAAGUUUGAUUUCAAAGAAUACGAGGAACUCUUGGCAGAUAUGGAGGACAACGACGUACAGCCUUUGUUCAUCCUGUGCUACGGCAACGGCUUGUAUGGUUGCCCAGAUCAUCCGCGCACGCCUUCGUGCCAAGAGGCCUUCGUCAACUACGCUGCGGCUUCGAUGACUCACUUCGCGGGGCAUGGAAUCAUCUGGGAGGUGUACAAUGAACCAAAUGGCUUCUGGGCUGACUUUGGACGGCUCAGAGAGGAGACUAGGCGCGAAUACCCGGCGCUGGUUAAUCGAGUCAUGCAGCGCGUGCGAGGGGAUCCAGCCAUCGCAAACGAGACAGUCAUUGGGCCUGCCACUUCAGGAGUCGACGUUGAGUUCAUUUGUGCCACUGGCAACGUCGGUGGCCUGGAUCACUUCGACGGCAUCUCCGCACACCCGUACCGGAGAGAAGGGCCAGAGAGCGUAGUUGGCUCGUGGCAGGAGCUGAGACACAGGCUCGAGGGCUACCCGACGGUCGCGAAGUUGCCCUUCGUCAGCAGCGAAUGGGGCUGGGCUACCUGCGGACACCCCGACAACCCUCAACCGUGCCCUCCGGGUGGCGGUGGCACUGGCGACCUCAUCUCGGGAGCGCAGCAAGCGGCGAGGCUCGCGCGCCAGUGGCUGAUCAACGACAACGUUGGCAUCUCCUUCAGCAUAUGGUACGACUGGGCGGACGACGGCACCGAGCCGAUGAACGCAGAGCACAACUUCGGCGCCACGUACCACGAUGCCGAUUACGCAGCAGAGCCCAACGUUUAUGGCAAGCCCUCGUACCUGGCGGCGAUGACGUUGCAGUCGCUGCUAGGCAGCCUCGUCUACGUGGAGAACCUGUGCGGACCUGACGGCACCUUCUGCCUGAGGUACCGCCAUCGCGACGACCCGGACGGCAAGUACGACAAGUACGCCGUGUGGACGCUCAAGCCACACGGCCUGAUGACGUUGAGCCUGCCCGUGAAGGAGUGCAUGAGGGUCAUCGGCAUGCUGGGCGAGAACCUGGACCAGGCGGCUUGUGGCGAGGGCGGAUGCCCAGAGGUCUGCCCCGAAGGCGGCGGCGGGGUGCAGAUGCAGGUCUCCGACCUCCCCAGCUACCUCGUCCCGAAGCCCGAGGCGCACGCCGCAGCAGCGCCCGUGGCCGCCAUCACAGCGGGCGCUACCGAGGCGCCCACGCCGGCGCCCACGGCGGUGCCCGCAGCAGUGGCGCCCACGGCAGCGCCCACGGCAGUGCCCACGGCGUCGCCCUCCGCGCCGCCGACCGCGGCGCCCACGGCGGAGGCCACGGCGGCGCCCGCCCCCGCCACCGCGGCGCCCUCUGGGCCGCCCGCCGCCGCACCGGGCCCGCCGCACACGGACGUGGACGUCGUCCGCUUCCUGAGGUCGGCCGAGGCUGCGGACAUGCGCGCCGACCGGGUAGCCUGGCUGCGGUCCAUGGGCUCACGCCGGUGGGGCGUGGGCGUGGACGCAGGCACCCUGGAGACGGGUGAGGAGGCCGAGCUGGCGAGCGCGUUUUCCACCGCCCGUGUGGCGGUGUCCUGGGCCACCGUGGAGACGGAGAAGGGCAUCUACAAUUUCACAGCGUACGACGACGUGGUCGGCCGCCUCCAGGGGCAGAGCGUCCAGGUCGUCGCCUCGCUGUGCUGCGGGAGCGAGCUGUACGACUGCGGGAGCUACCCAGGUGGCGGCUCCGAGUGCAGGGACGCCUACGUCGCCUACGCCAUGGCCGCGAUAGCGCACUUCCGCGGCCAGAACGUGAUCUGGGAGGUCUUCGACGAGCCGAACGUGGCGUGGGCCGGCGGCGAGGGCGCCGGCGAGGCCGCGGCGCAGUACGCCCUGCUGCUCGACGCGCUGGGGCAGGCGGUCCGCCUGGACGCCGACACCUCCAACGAGAUCCUCGUAGGCCCUGCGACCGCCGGGAUCGACAUAGGUUUCAUCUCCGCCGUCGGGGACACCGCGGCCUUCCGGUGGCUGGACGGCAUCUCCGUGAAGCCGGCCCCCGUGCACGACGGGAACGACGGCACCUUCCUCGCCCUCUCGCAGCUGGCGCGCCGCUUCUCCCCGGAGGGCCAGGUGGCCCCAGCGCUGCUGAGCACCUCCUCUGGCUGGCCCGCCUGCUCCAGCAGCCUGGACCAGCCGCGGUCGUGCGCCGCGGGCGCGGCGGCCGCGGAGUCGGCAGGGGCCGUGCCGCUCGAGGAGCAGGCCGCCCGGCUGGCGCGGCAGUGGCUGGUGCACGACGCGUGCAACGUGUCGGUCAGCCUCUGGCCCGCCUGGAAGGACGGCGGCGAGGGCGCGCCGCCGCCGGCGGGCGGCUACGGGGUCGUGCUGCGCGCCGCCGCGCCCCUGCGCCCGAAGCCCGCGUACUUCGCGGCGCGGGCCCUGAGGGCGCUGCUCGGCCGCAAGGCCGUCGAGGCGAGCUGCUCCGCGGACGGGCGCCUGCGCUGCCUGGCCUACGCGCCCGCGGGCGGCGGCCGCGCCCGCAGCUACGCCGUGUGGUCGGUGGCCGCCGACCCGCCGCGGGGCCUCGCCCUGCGGCUGGGCGCGUGCCUCGCGGUGGUGGACAUGUCGCUCGCCCAACUGGGCCAGCUGUGCCCGGGGCAGGACAGGACUUCGUCGCCACGCCGCAGCCCCAGUACCUCGUUCCCUGCGAGGAGGCUCCUUCUGGCAGGUGUGAGAUCGACACCGCCUCGUCGGUCUGAGGACAGGCGCGACCGCGCCCCAACCACUGCCCCUCUUUCCCCCUAG
Messenger RNA from Prorocentrum cordatum, 3180 nucleotides. The record is from the annotation of a GenBank genome assembly. NCBI's taxonomy places the organism in Eukaryota, Dinophyceae, Prorocentrales, Prorocentraceae.